CCCAUCACCAUGGACGGUGUGGGCGACGUCGACGACGAGUGGGUCUGGCCCCACGAGUCUCAUGGAAGCCCCGGCAGAUGGAGGGCUUCCUGCGCUGCCAGGUCUGCGGCGACUACAUGAGCGGGCCCGUCCUCCUCCGCAACUGCCGCCAUUGCUUCUGCUCCGAGUGCAUCCGCAAGCACCUCCUCGCGCGGGGCACCGGUGGCAACUGCCCCGAGUGCAAGCAAGAUUGCUCGCCUGGCGACCUGGUGCCGAACCGACCACUGGAGCAGAUCAUCAACCUCUUCCGCGCGCUCAAACCCAAAGUGCUGCGCCUCGCAGACGGAGCGCCACUAAGCGAGAUGGCCAACGCGCCGACGACGCCGACCAAGACGACGCAGGCAAAGCCCGGCAAUAGCGCAACCAAGCGCGUUCCCGUUGUCUCGUACAACAUCAUGAAGGACGCUGAAAUCCGAAAGCACCUCGAAGCCGCGGGCCUCGGCAGCAUCCGCGGGACCCGGGACGUGCUCGUUGCCACACACAAGGAGUAUACGAUGCUCUGCAAUGCGCAGCUCGAUACGCUGCAUCCCAAGACGCCAGACGAGAUCCGCAGCCAAAUCCUCGCUACAUACAAGCUACGCAACAGCGAAAAGUCUCAAAUGGCCUCGACCAAGCGGUCGCUUGGCCUCCGACACGACGAUCCGAUUGAGAAGGCGAUCAGCUCGUCGCCGGCACUCAACGACAACUUUCGCAAGCUCGCCGAACAGAUCAAGGCGCAGAAAGCGGCCAAGAAGGGCCAGCUACCGACGGCAGCGAGCGGCCAAGAAGCGCCUGCCAAGAGCAUCCCGACACUGCCGUCUCCACUUCCUGCUGCGUUGCUGUCACCGACACCGGGAGUGACGUCGCACACGUCGGCGUCGCCGGUCCAGAACGCGUUUUACGCAGACACGGAGGAGAAGCCCGCGCAUCCGGUGCUCCAGGCCGACGGCGCACCGCGGUACCUAGCUCGGGACCCGGUCAAAACCCUCUUUCACGCGCCCAACACGACCGGCACGUGGCGCCAAGUGUUUCUCGACAGCACGCAGCAGCACGUCUAUGUCCACACGGUAACACAGGAAAUCCGCACGGACCCGCCACCGAGCGUCGCGCCGGCCAAGAGCUCGAUGCAUGCCGCCGCCGUUCCCAAGAGCAUGACGCCGAUCGUGGCCAUGAAGCGACCGGUCGAGGUUGCUGCUAGCACCGUGCAGUGGGCAUGCCCGCGCUGCACGCUGGUCAACGAGAUGCAUCUCGACGAGUGCUUGGCUUGCGGCGGCCCCAACUCCAAGAAGCGGCCCAAGCGCGUCGUCCAAAAGAAACUGGGCUAAGUUAACCAAAAUGCACAACAUUAUUGUCAGC
This is a messenger RNA of Saprolegnia parasitica CBS 223.65, 1374 nucleotides long. RefSeq lists its product as hypothetical. The record is from RefSeq and is a predicted model, not a curated record. Lineage: Eukaryota; Oomycota; Saprolegniomycetes; Saprolegniales; Saprolegniaceae. Gene Ontology annotation, molecular function: single-stranded DNA binding; metal ion binding; ubiquitin protein ligase activity. The transcript has 2 exons. Gene Ontology annotation, biological process: protein monoubiquitination; DNA damage tolerance. Gene Ontology annotation, cellular component: nucleus; Rad6-Rad18 complex. The coding region runs from base 78 to 1343 and encodes 421 amino acids.